ACAUCUUAUACAUUGUUUUUCAAAUUUUCUGUCAUAAUAAACAAAAUAAUAAAUUGCAAUUAUUUUUAUAUUUGAAUUACGAAAUUAAAUUGUCAAAGUAAAAAAAAUGGAGAAUAUUUAAACACAUAUCAGAUUUUUCAAUUUCAAUCAAUGUGAACAACUCAAGGAAUCUCUAGAAGAAAUACAAAAAUCGAAAAUGUCAUUAAAAGAAAAUCAAAUUUUAGAAGCUGCUUGUUUUUCUGCUGAUGUGAAUAAAGUAAGAAAUCUUCUCUCUCAUAAUGAUUACACUGAUUAUCUUGAUUCACUUAAUGGCUAUUCAUUGCUUCAAUUUAUGCUUAAAAAUUGUAUAUUUUCAUCAGAAAAAUUUGAACAAUUACAAGUUACUCAUGUGACAUAUAUGAAGCAUUUAUCACAAUUUCUCAAAAUUUCCAAAAUUCUAUUACAAUACAAUAUUCGUGUAAAUGAAAAAUCUCAAGAUAAAAUUAAUACACCACUUCAUCUUGCAAUUGAAAUUGAAAAUGAAGAGAUUGUAAAAAUUUUAUUAUCAAAAAAUGCCAAUGUUAAUGCAAAAAAUCAUAAUUGCGAUACACCAUUACAUCUUGCUGUUCGAAAAAGUUGUAAACAAAUAAUUCAACUUUUAUUAGCAAAUGAUGCCGAUACAAAAAUAACAAAUUUAUAUGGUCAAACACCACAUGCUGUAACUAAUGAUAUAAGUAUGAAAUCAUUUUUAAAUAUUCAUGAAUUAAAAAAAUAUUUCGAUAAUGGUGGUGAUAUUGAGGAAAAAGAUAUUGAUGAUUAUACAGCGUUACAUAAAGCCGUUGAAAAUGAAUAUUAUGAAGUUGUUGAAUUUUUAUUAUCAAAAGGUGCAAAUAUAAAUGCAAUGACAGAAUUAAAUGAAACGCCACUUCAUAUUGCUGCACAAAUACGUAAUAAACGUAUUGUUAUUCUUCUUUUAGAAAAAGGAGCAAAUAUUAAUGCAAUAACAAAUACAGGCGAUACUCCAUUGCAUUUAGCAGCAAAAUGCCUUUAUCCCCAUGACAAUGGUGAGACAUUAAAAAUUCUCAUUAAAAAUAAUGCAAAUUUAAAAGCAAAAAAUAAUUUUAAUUUAUCACCAUUAAAUUAUUCCGUUAAUAAUCAAUCAUCAAAUGAUACAAAAAUUCUCCUUGGUGAUAAUCCUGAUCGAUGUGAUAAAAAUUUAAAAAUAAUAUUUUGUCUAUCAUUUUUAGAUUAUGAUCUUAGGGCCGAAUGUUUACAUAGAAAUAAUAAGGAUAAACAAACAAAAUGUACAAGUGAAUUAUUUUAUGAAUUAGAUUUUAAAAUAACAAUCGAUGACUUUGAUAAUAAUUCAAUUCCAAAGGAAUUGUAUUCAAUUAAUUCCAAUCAAUCAAGAUGUAUUCAAAAUCUUUUCAAUAAAGAAUCAUCAAGUGAUGAGAAUAUAAAAGAAUUUCUUCAAUAUCAAAUUUUAAUAGGCGCCAUUAAACAUGGAUUUAUUGAUAUUUUUUUUAAUUUAUUACCACCAUUUUGUAAUGUUAAUACUCGAUUGGAUGAUAAUUAUACAUUAUUGCAUUAUGCCUGUGAAUAUGGACAUUUAUCAAUUGUUAAUGAAUUAUUGAAACGCAAUGCAAAUGUUAAUGAAAUUGAAAAUAAAAAUAAAAUGUCACCACUUCAUUUAUCAGUUAUGAGAGAUUCGGUGAAAGUUACAAAAAUUCUAUUGGAAAAAAAUGCUUCUAUUGAUUCAUUUAAUGAUAAAAAUGAAACACCACUUUUUUUGGCUAUUCAAGAAAAUAAUGUAAAUUGCAUUCAUUUACUUUUAAAAGCUGGCGCUAAUGUUAAUUCAAUUACUAAUAAUAAUGAAACACCAUUACUUAAAGCUGCAAUUAAUUGUGAUUCAACUAUUGUUGAAAUGUUAUUACACUAUGGUGCAAUUUUAGAUGAAAAUAGAUCAAUAUUUGAAGAUUUAAUAUCAAUAUAUAUUCGUAUUAAUACAAUAUUUUUAUUAUAUAAAUAUGGAGCAAGUGUAAUUGAUUUGGAUCCAAAAUUAUUUCAAAAUACAAGUUUAUUUAUAGCAUUAAAAUUAGAAUCAAUUGCUGCUAGUUCAAGGGAUUUGUCAUUUUAUUAUCAAGAUUACCCAAAAAUGAUUGAAUAUCAUGGCGAAUGUCGCGCGGAAAUUGAAAAAAUGAAAUUAAUGAAAAUUAAUGAAACUGAUAUGUCAAUAUAUAAUUUAUUAAUUAUAACACAUAGACGAUUGGCUCGUUAUAUGAGAAAUAAUUUAAUUUUCGAUUUUUUAAAUUCAAUGGAUUUUGAAAUGAUAUUUCCAAAAUAUGCCAAAAAAUUGAAAACUUGUGUAAUAAGAGGAAAACUUGAGAAACAAUUAAUAGAAUUGAGUUACAAUUGUUUAGAGACUAUUUUCAAAAAUCAAUUACCCACUAUUGUUAUAAGUGAAAUUUUAUCGUAUUUGGAUACUGCAGAUCUACAUCGAUUAAUCAUCGCUUCACCUAUUGAUCCAGAAGAAAAAAAAUUGGUGCAAUAUAAAUAGAAGAAAAUAAAAAAUUCAAUUUUGAAUGCCGAUUCGAUUCUUUAAGAGAAGUUUUGAUACAAUUUUAUAAUUUAUCAAGUUUUAUUUUUACCAACAGUAUACAUUGAACAAAAAUUGUAUAUUUAUAUUUGAAAAUUUUUAUCAUUUUCGGAAUUUUUGUUUUAAAUGGAAAAAAAAGGAGAUACGUAUUUUUUUAUUUUGAUUUUAAUAAAUAUAAUUAAACCGCAAAGUCUAUGAAUUUUUACAUAUAUUUUAUAUGUAAAAAAAAAAUUCUUACUAUAGAAUUGUUAAAAAUCAAUAUUUUUUCGACCACUUUUCUUCCAAAAAUGUUGAAAGAAUAACGUACAAUUCAUUAUUUAUAAAUUUUUAUUGCUUACUAUUUUUUAAACGACCUCAUAAACUUUCAAAAAAUAUGGGGUCUGUAUUUAUUACACGAACGGAGAAUUUUAAGCGUGAUACAACGUCUUUUUUAAUUAAUUAUAUAUCAUUUUUAUAAGAUUUUUAUUUUUUGGAACGCAUGAUUAUGUUUUAAAAAUCAUUAUUUAGAAUUUUCAUUUAAUGGAAUUUCAUUUAGUCAUAAUUAUUUUUGUAGUCGAAUUUUCUAUAUUAUAGAAUUUUUAUUUGCUCGAAUUUUCACUUAACAUAAUGGAGGCAUUUUAAAGAAUUUUUAUUGUGUAGAAUUUCAUUUCAUAGAAUUUUCAUUUGUUCGAAUUAUUAUUGUAAACGAAAUUUUAUUUAACAUAAUUUUUAAAUACCGAAUUUUUAUUUGACAUAAUUUUUAUUUUAACGAAUUUCUUUUUAUCCACCUUUUAUUUAAAAGUAUUAUAAUUUUACUCAAUUUUAAUUUAUCAGAAUUCUCAUUUAACAGAAUUUUAGUUAUUCGAAUUGUUUAAUGUCACAAUUUUUAAUUUAUCGAAUCUCCAUGUGUCAGAAUUUUUAUUUACACGAAUUUUUAUUUAAUAGAAUUCCUAAAACAGAGAAUUUCCAUUUGACAGAAAUUACAAAUAGCCGAACAAGCAAGCGACAGAAAGAUUUCGGCGCCAAUUUUAAAAUAAACCAAUCACAAUUUUCUUAAUAAUUUCUUAUUGGUCUAUUUUAAAAACUGCGCCGAAAUCUUUCUGACGUUUGUUUGUUCGGCCAUUUGUAAUUUCUAUCAAAUGAAAAUUCGCUGUUUUAGGAAUUCUAUGAAAUUAACAAUUAGUGUAAAUAAAAAUUCGAACAAAUAGAGAUUCGUUAAGUUAAAAAUUCUGACGUUAAAUAAUUCAAAUAACUAAAAUUCUGUUAAAUGAGAAUUCUGAUAAAUUAAAAUUGAGUAAAAUUGUAAUACUUUAAAUUAAAAGGUGGAUAAAAAGAAAUUUGUCAAAAUAAAAAUUAUGUCAAAUAAAAAUUUGGUACCUAAAAAUUAUGUUAAAUAAAAUUUCAUUUACAAAGACAGUAACUCAAAUGCUAAUUCGAAAAAUGAAAAUUCGUCUAAAAAGAAAUUCUGUCAAAUAAAAUUCAUACAAAUGAAAGUUCUAGCUAAUGAUUUUUAUGAGAUAUUCAUGCGCCCCGGAUUUUUACUUAACCGAAAAAUCACAGAAUUUUUUAAUUGAUAGAAUUUUCAUUUGCCUAAAAUUGCAAAUGGCCGAACAAACAAUCGAUAGAAUUUUUAAAAUCAACCAAUCAAAAAUUAUCCAUAAAAUAAUUGUGCUUGGUUGAUUUUAGAAAUCUCGACGAAAUGUUUCUGUCGACUGUUUAGGGUACGGUCACACGACUUUUGGAAAAACCAUUCUUGUCUUUCUCUCUCCUAUUACAGACGCAUAAGUUUGUCUCACUCUGCAUUUUCCGUCUUUGGGAAAUGUAAGAAAAUGCAGAGUGAGACAAUCUUAUGCCUCUGUCUUAGGAGAGAGAAAGACAUGAAUGGUUUUUCCAAAAGUCGUGUGACCGUACCUUUAUUCAGCCAUUUGCAAUUUCGGACAAAUGAAAAUUCUAUCAAUAAAGAAAUUCUGUUAAAUAAUUUUUCGGAAAUGAAUUUUUGGUUAUGUAUAAAAAUUCUGUAAUAUAGAAAAUCGUUUUGAUGAAAAUUCCGCAAAAUACUAAUUCGAAGAAAUCAAAAUUCGGCUCAAAAAUAAUUAUGGAAAAUGAAAUUCCACAAAAUGAAAAUUCUAACUAAUGAUUUUUAGAAUAUAUUCAUGCAUCCUUUUAUUUUGUACUUUAAACUUAAAAUUAGAAUAUAAUGUAAUAAAGAAAUAUAUUUUUAUUUGAAAUGAAAGUUUAAUUUUCAAAACGAAAUGUAAAAUUAAAUUUUAAAUCUAAAAUUAGUUAUAUAAUAAGAUACUUAUGAUUAUCCAAUUAUUAUUAUUAUUAUUACUAUUAUUAUUAUUACUAUUACGAUUAUUGAAUAACGAGACGAAAAAAAAACAAAGUAACAGCUCCGACAACCAAGUUUGUUUCCACCAUUAUACAUAGAGGAUACUGUCAGCGCUGUACUAUAACAUGUAGUUAAAUCUUUAACUGGUCGGUAAUAUAGAAAGCUAUAAAAAAUUUCAUUUCCAAAUAUGAAAAAAAUAAAUGUAGCAUCGAGACUAAACCUAAAGUAAUCGAAUAACACAAUAGUAUAUUGUGCAUCUAGGGAGGAAAAUGGUUGAUUUCCGCGAGUGUAACUAAUUUUUACUCAGCUUGUAUAUCUAUACAUACAAUAGAUAUAGAUAUACAAGCUGAGUAAAAAUUAGUUGCUACGCUGGUUGUAGAGGCGCUGAAUGUUGUCAUUUCUAUUCAAUGGAGUUGCCCGCUCCUGAGCGAGAACUGCAAAUACACGAGACGGAAAUCAUUUUCCUCCCGAGUUGAACAUACUAUUUUUUCUAACACACAUACCGAAAGUACAUAUGACAACAAACUUACAGAGACGCCAAGCGGAAAAAGUGUACACUAUUGUUUACGUGAUUAUCGAUUUUAAAUUUGAUUCGAUAUAUCGAAAUAUCAACAUUAAACUUAAACAUCGAUAUUUCGAAUCGAUAGUUUGACAGUAAAUUCAAUAAUUUACUGUUCUUGUUCUUCUCAAUGUUCUAUAAAUAACAGAAAUAAAAAUUGACGUUACGGGGAGGGAAAGUUACAUUCCCUCCCUGCUAGUGAUGUCACAGGGAGGGAAAGUACUUUUCCUCCCUCGCCGGGAAAGACAUACUUUUCUCCCCCUUUACAGGUAAGAAAUGGUGUACUUUCGGUGCGUGUGUUAGAAAAAAAUAUUUAAAUAGCUUUCGAGAAAUCGUUUUCGAUAUGAAUGCCAAUUUUUCUGACUGAUUCGGGUACGUUGUCACACGUCAAUAUGAAUUAUAUUUUUUUUAAAUUGCUUAUUAUUAAUUUUAUAUUGAUUUGUCAACUGGAGUUUUUUUUAUUUUUAACUAAAAUAAGUAUUAUUAUUUAUUUACAUAUGAAAUUUUGAAAUUGUUUAAAUAUUUUACAAUUGUUAUUGUUUAACUAUUUUUCAAAUUCAGAUGAUUAUCGUUUUUUCGUCAUUUUUCAAUUUUUAUUUGCGUAUUUCUGUAAAGAGAAAAUAUAUAAUUAAUGAACAAAAAAUAAAUUAAUUUAAAUAAA
Molecule: messenger RNA, 6106 nt
Organism: Leptopilina boulardi
Lineage: Eukaryota; Metazoa; Arthropoda; Insecta; Hymenoptera; Figitidae
Product: ankyrin-3-like
Exons: 2
Coding region: 197-2536 (779 amino acids)
Molecular function (GO): protein binding
Source: RefSeq, a predicted model, not a curated record